GUUAUGAGGGUGCGUGUGUAAAUGGACGUUUACUAGUGGAGAAUAUACAUUUUCGCUAAUUUUAACAUAUGCAUGCAAAAAUCAAAGUCAUUGAAAGUUCUUUGAAUUUUUUCAUUUAGGGUUCAGCUUUGUGUAUAUAUAACCAACCCUCAUUAGAUCCGUCUCCUAUAUAUCAUCUCCACACACAGUCACAAUAGUUGAAUUCCAAAAUCAAGACAUAAUGGGAUCGACGGAGAUAAUUCCGGCGAGAGUUUCCGGCGAAGAUGAGACCCACCUCUUCGCCAUGCAGCUCGUGAGCGCCUCCGUGUUGCCAAUGGUUCUGAACUCGGCCAUAGAGCUCGACUUGCUCGAGAUUAUGGCCAAGAACGUCGGUUUCUCCGGCCAGAUGUCGCCUUCCGACAUCGCUUCCCAUCUUCCGACCAAGAACCCCGACGCUCCUGCCGUGCUCGACCGUAUUCUCCGGUUGCUGGCUGCGUACUCCGUCCUCACUUGCUCCGUCCGCGGCGUGGAGAGGCUGUAUGGACUCGGCCCUGUAUGCAAGUACUUGAUCAAGAACGAAGACGGCGUCUCCAUCGCUGCUCUCUGUCUCAUGAACCAUGAUAAGGUCAUGAUGGAGAGUUGGUACAAUCUGAAAGACGCAGUGCUCGAAGGUGGAGUCCCGUUCGACAUGGCACAUGGGAAAACCUUGUUUGAGUAUCCGAAGACAGACCCAAGAUUCAACAAAGUGUUCAACGCUGGAAUGUUCAACACUUCCACCAUCACUAUGAAGAAGAUUCUAGAAACCUACAACGGCUUCGAGGGCUUAUCCUCACUGGUCGAUGUCGGCGGCGGGGUCCGAGCCAUCCUCAACAUGAUCGUCUCCAAGUACCCUAACGUCAAAGGCACCAACUUUGAUCUCCCACAUGUUGUCGAGGUUGCCCCUUCUUAUCCCGGUAUAAAAAAUGUCGGAGGAGAUAUGUUCGAAACUGUCCCGAAAGGAGAUGCCAUCUUCAUGAAGUGGAUAUGCCACGACUGGAACGACGAACAAUGCCUAAAACUGUUAAAGAACUGCUACAAAGCUCUUCCGGAUAACGGGAAAGUGAUAGUGGCAGAGUGGAUACUUCCAUUAGUGCGAGACUCGAGCCUCUCGACCAAACUGGCAAUCCACACGGACGUUGUCAUGCUGGCUCUAAACCCCGGAAAAGAACGGACUAAGGAUGAAUUCGAGGCAUUGGCUAGAGGAGCCGGUUUUCAAGGAUUCAAAGUUAUUUGCAAUGCCUUUGGCACUUGCAUCAUGGAGUUCCUCAAGUAGAUUUUUAUUUCUCCAAAUAAAAAAUACUCUAUAUAUGUACAUGGGCUCGGUUCCUUCUCUUGGUCCGACCUUUUAUAUAUACUUAUAUAUAUAUAUAUAUAUAUAUAUAUAUGUAUAACCUAUAUGUAAGUUUGUUACUAUGAGGGCAUAAACUAAAUAAAAAAGAAUAAGAGCCUCGUUUUGUCGCUUAUACAUAUGCGUCCUUGUUUUUAUUCUUCUCCU
Molecule: messenger RNA, 1513 nt
Organism: Tarenaya hassleriana
Lineage: Eukaryota; Viridiplantae; Streptophyta; Magnoliopsida; Brassicales; Cleomaceae
Product: caffeic acid 3-O-methyltransferase-like
Exons: 4
Coding region: 221-1291 (356 amino acids)
Biological process (GO): methylation
Molecular function (GO): S-adenosylmethionine-dependent methyltransferase activity; O-methyltransferase activity; protein dimerization activity
Source: RefSeq, a predicted model, not a curated record